AUGGCUGAGACUAAACCGAACAGCGCCGAGCAGAAGUUCAUCGGUGGCAUCACGAAAGAAAUCGACCUGGUGAACCGCGACCCCAACCGCAUCAACGAGGAUGUGGUCAAGGUGGACUUUGAAGAUGUGAUCGCAGAGCCUGAGGGGACAUAUAGCUUGGACAGUGUGUGGAAAACCAGCAACACAGUCUUCACUGUGUCCAAGUACUGGUGCUACCGGAUAACCUCUGCUGUCUUUGGAGUCCCCCUGUCACUGAUCUGGGGUUUCUACUUUGCCUGCCUCUCCUUCUGCCACAUCUGGGCCAUUGUGCCUUGCAUCAAGAGCUACCUGAUCGAGACCCAAUGCAUCAGCAGGGUCUUCUCCCUGUGCAUUCACACCUUCUGUGACCCCUUCUACGAAGCCCUGGGGAAAGUAUUCAGCAACAUCCGUGUCAAUUUACACAAGGAAAUUUAG
Molecule: messenger RNA, 453 nt
Organism: Hypanus sabinus (Atlantic stingray)
Lineage: Eukaryota; Metazoa; Chordata; Chondrichthyes; Myliobatiformes; Dasyatidae
Gene: cav3
Product: caveolin 3
Exons: 2
Coding region: 1-453 (150 amino acids)
Biological process (GO): caveola assembly; regulation of membrane potential
Cellular component (GO): caveola
Molecular function (GO): connexin binding; molecular adaptor activity; transmembrane transporter binding
Source: RefSeq, a predicted model, not a curated record